AACCGCUUCCCAUUUAUAAAUGUGUUUUUGUGAAAUGUCCUUUUGUGGCUCUGUUUGUGAUGUAUAUAUCGGGCCUUUUAUAAAAGAACCUAGCAUAAAGAGAUUCUCAAGUUAAAAUUACAUGUUGAAAUUUAAAUACUUGCCUGUUAUAGAUCACAUAGUGUGGACAACUGGACAGAGUAGUAGACAAAGUGAUCAACACAGUUAAAAAUCCUAUAUCUAUUGUAUCCCAUUGUAAUUGAAUAAGUUUAAAAUUUGGAAUAAUACAAUACCUUCAAUAAUAUGACUACUAUAGAGCUAACUCUUGGACAAGCAAGUGUAUGAGUUGUCUUAUGUAAAGAUCUUCAGUAGUCUUGAGUUAUAAAAUAAUAGUCUCUGUUUAAAAAAUGUCUGAGAAGUCAAAUGUUAGUAAUGACAAACCUGGUGAUGGAAUUAGAUCAAUGAGAACAAGUACAGCAUUCAGAGUUGUAAACUUUGAACUAUAUGCUAAGCCAAAUAUAGUAAUAAUGACUAUUGGUUUAACAUGUUUUGGAAUAGCUGUUGGUUAUAUGGCUUAUAUGCGACAAAAGUAUGAGUCUAUGGGCUAUUAUACAGCAAUUGAUAAAGAUGGCAAGGAGAUAUUUGAAAAGAAGAAAUCUAAAUGGGACUAGAAAUCUAACUGAGUGAUAAAUUUUUGUAAUAUGUAACUUAUUUUGUAUUUAUAUAAACAUUAUGAAUAAUGUUCUUUAUGUGAGAAGAUUCUGAGUGUACAUUAAAUUGUAGAUUAGUAAAACUGGGUUCUGUUGUGAUAUACUUAUAUUUUAAUAAAUAUUGAAGAUCAGAUUAGUCAGUCACAA
Molecule: messenger RNA, 836 nt
Organism: Leptidea sinapis
Lineage: Eukaryota; Metazoa; Arthropoda; Insecta; Lepidoptera; Pieridae
Product: small integral membrane protein 8
Exons: 3
Coding region: 387-650 (87 amino acids)
Source: RefSeq, a predicted model, not a curated record